GCCAAGACCUCUUGCCAAGCGAAUCGUCUUACUUGGUGUUGUACACUGGGGCUCAAGCAAGGCAACCCGCGCACCCGGAGCAUAGGAUACUUAAGAUAUCCAAGCCUAUGCGGACCUGGCCUGGGUUGAGAGCCCCCUCCACAAUCAAACCCUCGAACCCUUCGUCCCAUCGACUUCUUCUUACUCAAUCUGGUAACGCUGGUGCAUAUUAAGCUGUCACUCGGUUAGGGCUGAACUGCACCUUUUCGGCCCUGAUCCACGCUUUGCAACACAAUGUCACCAGCGCCUCAACCAUCAUUAUCCCCGGAGAUCCCAGAGAAACGACGAUGCUGGGAGUGUCAACGCCGUCGCCUUGUCUGCGACUCUGUCAAGCCAGUCUGUAACAAGUGUCGUGCUUCCGGCAUCGUCUGCCCUGGCUACGACGACAGAAAGCCACUGACUUGGCUCGCACCUGGAAAAAUCACUUGUCGUACUCGACGCAAAGGGCGCUUGGUAGACAAAGACACAGCUGCGAAGAGAAUGAAGACAAAGCCAAAGCCGAAUCGCCCAGGGGCAAUCGAAGACACCGAAGCAUUGACUAGAAGCAAGAAUAAAUAUGGCGGAGAGCUCAUCUUUCACUCAACUCUAAGGACUGACAUUUGCGACGUCUUCGAAGCCGUCCAGUAUUUCAACGACGUUUUCUAUCCAUACACUAAGUCGGGGCACUCACCAACGAGCAACGUGUUCAUCGCUGAAAUUCCCCUUAAGGUCGUCAAAUAUUUGCCGAUCUCGAUUGCGCACAACUUGGUUGGCAUCGUAUACCAUCAUCGUAUGCAUGUACAAAAAGAAUGGAAGAAUGAUUGCCCUUCUAUAUUAUAUGCCCAACACCGGAUGCACCAUCAUCGGGGUUUGUCGAUACGGGCGAUUAACGAAGACCUCGCCAACCCGAAGACCCAGAGCAGCGAUGUUGUACUGACGGGGGUCAUUCUUCUUCUCCAGUCCGAGAUCAACGCAUGCAUAACGCCCCAGUGGCGACAGCAUGUAGAUGGUCUCCUGGCUAUCCUCGCAUGUCGGGGCGGAGCCCGGGGGUGGGCCAUGUCGGAGCCAUAUCGCCAAGGCUUGCUCCUAUCUUUUAUAAUUGUGAUGACUUCGGCGAAUACGACGAGUCCACCUGACGAUCAAGUUACAAUUUGUGAUCAUGAAGAGUUUAUUGAAUUGAUCCAGGAGUUGUAUCCACUUGGAUUGCAUCCACACAUCCCUUGUCCGAUGCCUCUAUUUUUGGAAAUUUCGCGGAUUAACCAUCUUCGAGCUAAGGUCUCCAAGAAGUUGAUGGGAAAGUCAACAGCGAACGCAGUUGCGGAGGAUAUUGUUGCGAGGAUCGAGAGCUUUGAUGGAACAGACUGUGACUCCUUCUACGAAGACAGGGAUGACCGUGAUCUCAUAGCUGCGAUAUUUCACUCUGCAGUGGCUGUCUUCUGCAUCUCAUCGCUGCAGAGCGUUGGAACCCUACCCAGGUCCCAUCGCCUGACAAUGCUGAGAACCAUGCAUGGCAAUCGCCUGUAUUCUCUCAUGGAGGAGACAAGAAAUCACCCCCAACUCAAGAAAUCCGUUCAAUGGCCUUUGGUUGUCGCUGGCAUCGAAGCCUCGGUUCGGGUAGAUAAGCGUCGGCUUGUAGCAGAGCUUUACUUAGAGCAAGCCAAGGACAUCGCCACGCCAUUACCCCUUCACGCCAAGAAUGUUAUGCGCACCUUCUGGGACGGAGACGCUACAAAUUGGGAUGCAUGUUUCGAUCAGCCCUACGCGUUUGUUUCAUAACAUGAGGUGGGAACAAGGUUUGAGCUCGGAGGGACAGAUAAUUGGGAAAGAAACAAUAAAUCAUUACUAGGCGAUCUGGCGACCCUUGCUGAACUAUAUCAAAGGAGGAAAUGGUACUCUGAGAGCACUUG
Messenger RNA from Colletotrichum acutatum, 1925 nucleotides. Its product is annotated as fungal-specific transcription factor domain-containing protein. NCBI's taxonomy places the organism in Eukaryota, Fungi, Ascomycota, Sordariomycetes, Glomerellales, Glomerellaceae. The coding region runs from base 274 to 1794 and encodes 506 amino acids. Gene Ontology annotation, biological process: positive regulation of transcription by RNA polymerase II. Gene Ontology annotation, cellular component: nucleus. The record is from RefSeq and is a predicted model, not a curated record. The transcript is spliced from 4 exons. Gene Ontology annotation, molecular function: zinc ion binding; transcription cis-regulatory region binding; DNA-binding transcription factor activity, RNA polymerase II-specific.